AUUUCAACGUGUUGCGAAUAAACGGCCCACGAUACGUGUAACUGCCGGUAUGAGAAUGGCGGGGUCUGUGAUUAAAGUUUGUCGAUUUCUUACUUCUACAACUAGUAAUUGCCUUCCAGUUACAACAGUAUCUGUUUUUCGAAGCCGAAAUUAUGGAACAGACAAAAGAAUCACAGUGGACAAACCAGUGGUGGAAUUGGAUGGAGAUGAGAUGACAAGAGUCAUAUGGGAAAAAAUCAAAGAACAGCUUAUAUUUCCAUACUUGAAACUAAACUGCUUAUACUUCGAUCUUGGACUCCCUUACCGAGAUGCCACUGAUGACCAAGUAACUAUUGAUGCUGCUAAUGCAAUAAAAGAGCAUAGUGUUGGUAUCAAGUGUGCAACAAUUACACCAGAUGAAGCCCGUGUUGAAGAAUUUAAACUGAAAAAAAUGUGGCUUAGCCCUAAUGGAACCAUCAGGAACAUACUAGGUGGAACAGUUUUCCGAGAACCAAUCAUCUGUAAGAAUAUUCCCCGUCUCGUACAUGGCUGGACACAACCUAUUGUUAUUGGCAGACAUGCUCAUGGUGAUCAGUACAAAGCAACAGACUUGGUGAUUAGAAACCCUGGCAAGGUUGAGCUUGUCUUUACCCCAACAAGUGGAGGAAAUCCAGAGAGAACAGAAGUAUUCACCUUCAAGGAAGGAGGAGUUGUCAUGGGAAUGUACAACACAGAUGAGUCUAUCAGAGGUUUUGCUCACAGCUGUUUCCAGUAUGCUUUGAUGAAAGGGUGGCCACUGUACCUGAGCACAAAGAACACCAUACUGAAGAGAUAUGAUGGUCGAUUCCGAGACAUUUUUGAAGAAAUAUUUGAAAAAGAAUACAAGAAGCAGUUUGAUGACAAGAAAAUCUGGUAUGAGCACCGACUUAUUGAUGACAUGGUUGCUCAGGUUCUUAAGUCUACGGGCGGGUUUGUUUGGGCUUGCAAGAACUAUGAUGGUGACGUACAAUCAGAUGUUGUAGCACAAGGUUAUGGAUCCCUGGGUCUUAUGACAAGUGUUUUAGUAUGUCCUGAUGGAAAGACUGUUGAAUCAGAAGCAGCGCAUGGAACAGUAACCCGACACUACCGUGAACACCAAAAAGGUAGAGCAACAAGUACUAAUCCAAUUGCCAGCAUUUUCGCAUGGACACGUGGCUUAGAACAUCGUGCCAAAUUAGAUGGCAAUGAAGAUUUGAAAAAGUUUUGCCAUCUGCUGGAACAAGCAUGUGUGGACACGGUAGAAUCUGGAAAAAUGACAAAAGAUCUUGCUGGUUGUAUACAUGGACUAAAAAAUGUCAAAGAUGGAGACUACUUGUACACCAUGGACUUUUUACAGGCUAUCGCUGAAACUCUAGAAACAAAGAUGGGUCGUUGAUGAUAAUACUUUAGUAGUAUUUUUUACAAGUCUUAGUCAAAUUAGAAACAGGGAUUUUAGCUGCCUCAUUGUAUGUUUUUUAAUAUCAUAUUUCUUGAA
This is a messenger RNA of Limulus polyphemus (Atlantic horseshoe crab), 1492 nucleotides long. Its product is annotated as isocitrate dehydrogenase [NADP], mitochondrial-like. The transcript is spliced from 11 exons. Gene Ontology annotation, cellular component: mitochondrion. Gene Ontology annotation, molecular function: NAD binding; magnesium ion binding; isocitrate dehydrogenase (NADP+) activity. Gene Ontology annotation, biological process: isocitrate metabolic process. The coding region runs from base 50 to 1393 and encodes 447 amino acids. Lineage: Eukaryota; Metazoa; Arthropoda; Merostomata; Xiphosura; Limulidae. The record is from RefSeq and is a predicted model, not a curated record.